This is a messenger RNA of Zychaea mexicana, 1020 nucleotides long. Its product is annotated as kinase-like domain-containing protein. NCBI's taxonomy places the organism in Eukaryota, Fungi, Mucoromycota, Mucoromycetes, Mucorales, Lichtheimiaceae. The record is from RefSeq and is a predicted model, not a curated record. The transcript has 7 exons. Gene Ontology annotation, molecular function: protein serine/threonine kinase activity; ATP binding. Gene Ontology annotation, biological process: DNA damage response; regulation of transcription by RNA polymerase III; protein phosphorylation. Gene Ontology annotation, cellular component: protein kinase CK2 complex; nucleus; cytosol. Bases 1 to 1020 code for a protein of 339 amino acids.
AUGGCGUCCAGUGGUAUACGCUAUCCAAGCAUAGCAAGAUGCUAUGCCGAUGCAAACAAUAAGAUGCCCAAAACUUAUUGGGAUUAUGACAAUUUACAAGUCCAGUGGGGGUUACAAGAUAACUAUGAAAUCAUUCGCAAGGUCGGACGCGGCAAAUACUCUGAAGUAUUUGAAGGCGUCAACAUUACCAACGGUGAAAAGGUCGUCAUCAAGGUUUUGAAGCCAGUCAAGAAGAAGAAAAUCAAGCGUGAAAUUAAGAUUCUGCAAAACUUGGCUGGUGGUCCUAAUGUGGUUGGUUUGCUCGAUGUUGUUAGAGAUCCACAGUCAAAGACGCCAGCGUUGAUUUCAGAGUAUGUCAACAACAUCGAUUUCAAGGUGCUUUAUCCAACAUUCACCGAUUAUGAUAUUCGAUUCUAUAUGCUCGAGCUGUUAAAGGCUCUGGACUUUUGUCAUUCACGAGGAAUUAUGCAUCGUGACGUGAAGCCGCAUAAUGUCAUGAUUGACCAUCAAAAGCGCGAGCUGCGCCUGAUCGACUGGGGUCUAGCAGAGUUCUAUCAUCCUGGCACAGAAUACAACGUUCGGGUCGCAUCACGUUAUUUCAAGGGUCCGGAAUUACUGGUGGAUUUCCAGGAUUAUGACUAUAGCUUGGAUAUGUGGAGUUACGGCUGCAUGUUUGCUAGCAUGAUCUUCCGUAAGGAACCAUUCUUCCAUGGACACGACAACUAUGAUCAGCUCGUCAAGAUUGCUCGAGUGCUUGGUACAGAUGAACUGUUUUCCUACUUAGACAAAUAUGAUAUUGAGUUGGACCAGCAAUAUCACGAUAUCCUCGGAAGAUAUCCACGCAAACAAUGGUCGAAGUUCAUCACUAGCGACAACCAUCGUUUCGUGUCUGACGAAGCCAUUGACUUCUUGGACCAUUUGCUCCGUUAUGAUCAUCAAGAACGACUGACUGCACAAGAAGCUAUGGCUCACCCAUACUUUGGUAAGUUGGCAACCACCUCCCAUGCAGGCUGGAUUUAG